AUGUCGAAACCAUCGGAAUCGGCCCUGAAGGACAUAAACCAGGGUUCAGAAACCAGCCAAAAUGAAAAGACACAUUCAUGGAUUGUCGGGGGCAAGUACCGCGAGGAGGCAGAGAACCUAGCGACGCAUACCUCUGGCCGCGGUCCCCCCGAGGAAGUCGACUUUGACUUCCCCCCGACAGCAUGCGAGCCUGGCCGCAUCGAAAAGACGAACGAGGAUGUCCUCGUCCUCACCUUCCUCGACGCCGACCCCGAGAACCCCUUCAACUGGCCCCUGGCCAAGAAGGCCUUCAUCUCGCUCCUCCUCUGCCUCAUGACCCUCUUCGUCGGUCUGGCCACAACAGCCUACAGCUCCGGCAUCAACAGCAUGACCUCUGAUCUCGGCGUCUCAACCGAACUCGGCCAGCUCGGCCUCUUCACAUUCAACUUCGUCUGCGCCUUGGCUCCUCUCUUCCUCGCCCCCUUCUGUGAGCUGGUCGGCCGCCGCGUCAUCUACGUCGGCGCCUUCAUCUGCUUCAGCAUCAUGUUCAUCGGCCUCGCCCUAGGCAAGAACAUCGCAACCAUCAUCGUCUGCCGCGGCCUCCUCGGUCUCUUCGGUUCCGUCGGCACCAUCCUCGUCGGCGGCACCUUCUCCGACAUGUACACCCCCGAGAACCGCGCCAUCCCCAUGGCGACCUUCUCCUACGUCGCCAUCCUCGGCACCGUCGGCGCCCCCAUCUACGCCGGCUUCAUCGACGAGACAAUCGGCUGGCGCUGGAUCGAAGGUAUCCAAGGCCUCGCCAACAUCCCACUCAUCCUAGUCGUCGCCCUCUGCCUCCAAGAAACCCGCGGCGGCGCCAUCAUGCAGAAACGCGCCAAGCUCCUCCGCGAACAAACCGGCGACAACCGCUACAAAUCCCUCUCGGAGCUCGAGGCCCCAACCCUCAAACACGCCCUGCACAACUCCUCCAUCAAAGCCGUGCACAUGCUCUUCACCGAACCCGCCGUCUUCGCCUUCGGCAUGUGGAUCGGCUUCGCCUGGUUCGUGACCUUCCUCUUCCUCUCCGUCAUCCCAAUCACCUUCUCCGAGAAGCGCAACUGGAGCGAGGGCGUCGCCGGCCUCCCCUACAUCUCGCUGUGCAUCGGCACAACCCUCGGCUUCGCGCUCAACUUCCUCCAAAUCCGCAAGUACAAGGCCAUCGAGAACUCCGACCGCCCCGUGACCCCGGAAUCGCGCCUCUACGGCGCCAUGUUCGGCGCCAUCUGGCUCCCCAUCGGCCUCUUCAUCUACUCCUUCACCCAGUACGGCUACCUGCACUGGUUCGGCCCCGUCUUCGCCCUCACCCCCAUUGCCGUCGGGAUCUUCUUCAUCUUCGAGAGCACGUACUCGUUCACGGCGGACUGCUAUGGCGAGAACUCGUCUUCCGCGAUCGCGGGGCAGGGUCUGCUCCGCAAUACGCUGGGUGCCGUGUCUCCGCUCUUCGCGUCGCAGUUUUUCCAUAAUGUGGGCAGUCAGUAUGCGGGGUUGAUCUUGUCGCUUGCCGGUACGGCGCUGGCGCUCGUGCCGUUUGUCUUCUUUAAGUGGGGGCCUAAUGUGCGUGCGCGAUCGAAGCUUGCUGAGGCGGGGAAGGGGGAGGAUGAGGAGAAGAAUAAGACGGGGACGACGAUGUAUCGGUAG
Aspergillus mulundensis is the source of this 1656-nucleotide messenger RNA. RefSeq lists its product as uncharacterized. Gene Ontology annotation, biological process: transmembrane transport. The record is from RefSeq and is a predicted model, not a curated record. Bases 1 to 1656 code for a protein of 551 amino acids. NCBI's taxonomy places the organism in Eukaryota, Fungi, Ascomycota, Eurotiomycetes, Eurotiales, Aspergillaceae. Gene Ontology annotation, molecular function: transmembrane transporter activity. The transcript has a single exon.